Molecule: messenger RNA, 3066 nt
Organism: Daldinia decipiens
Lineage: Eukaryota; Fungi; Ascomycota; Sordariomycetes; Xylariales; Hypoxylaceae
Exons: 1
Coding region: 590-2500 (636 amino acids)
Source: RefSeq, a predicted model, not a curated record
GAAAAGAAAAGAAAAGAAAAAACCACCCCUGACCCCUAUUCCGUCUCCAGCACGAUAGACUCCAGAUCCAAACGCUACGAGGUCGCACGUUGUGGCGCACACAGCAGCCGGUCUAGGUUUCUAUAUCGUACGUGGAGGGUCGUAGGGUCGUAGGGAACCCGAUAUAAGGUGGCAGUCCCGAUUACGGGAUACGCGUAUCUCGCAUCUCGCACCUCUUUUUGCUCCUUUAGAACCAACCGCCCACCGAAGUUCGUUUAACAACUACACCUGUUUCUUCUUCCACGUCUUCUCCGCCAUGAUAUCUCGACGCUCCGCCAUACAAAUGUAACGCCCUACGACCGCUAAUCUGGCAUCUCUCUCUCUCUCUCUCUCUCUCUAUUUAGUGGUUGGGGCGUAAAGAGAGAACAACACCCGUAGACUGUAGUCGAGAUAUAGCUCGUGCUGUACUGUACCUCCUAUUUCUCAAGGCUGUGCGUGUCCUCGGGGCUGAGGACGUCGCCGCUUUGCUUUGCUUUGCUUCGCUUCGCUUCGCCAAUGCUUAGGAGAGACAAAGCUGCCAUGGCCGGGAACUGGACAGCCCCGGCUCCCCAUGGGUCUGGGUCUGGGUCUGGGGCAAGUCAAGUAUGUCAUGGGCCAAAAUACUCCUGCUACUCCUGCUGCUCCUAUUCUUAAGAACUCGCCAGCGCUAAUAAUAAUAACCCAACUCCAGCUAUCCAGGCCCCAGGGCCCGCCGUACCCGUUAACCAUGGCCAUCGUAGGCGGCGAGCCCACCCCCGCGGUCGACGACCCCAUCGCCGUCGUCCUACUCCUGCUGUUCCUCCUCUCGGCGGCGGCGCACAUGGCCAUCCUGCGCAUCAACAAGCAGCGCAACCUCAAGUUCGUCUUCUCGGGCAUGUUGUUCGCGCUGUGUCUUCUCCGCAGCAUCUCGCUCGUCGCCCGCAUGAUCUGGGCCUCGUACCCCAAGACCGUCGACGCCGUCAUCGCCGCCAGCGUCAUGACCCAGUGCGGCUCCGUGCUCAUCUUCAUCAUCAACUUGUUCUUCGCCCAGCGUGUCCUCCGCGCCUAUCAUCCCCGCCUCGGCUGGCACCGCGGCACCUGCGGCUUCGUCUGGUUCCUCAUCGCUUGCGUCAUGUGCUGCCUCGCCAUGGCCAUCGUCGCUACUAUCCACAGCUUCUUCACCCGGGACCCCCGUGCCCUCCACGCCGACCGCGCCGUCCAGCUCUUCGCCGGCUCGUAUCUGGCCUUCUUGGCUUUUCUGCCCGUGCCCGUCGUCGGACUGGCAGCAGCAGCACAGCACGCGAGGCGCUUCCGCUUCCGCCGCGUUGAGAAGUUCGGCGCAGGUCGGUGGCGUGCCAAGGUCGGACUGCUAGUCUUCGCAUCGCUCGUGGCCACCCUGGGCGCCGCAUUUCGAGUAGGCGUCAACUUCGACGGUCGUCCUGGCUCCAAGCCGGCUUGGUUCCACAGUCGGGCUUGCUACUACGGCUUCAACUUCGUCACCGACCUCGUCGUGUCUACCGCAUACCUACUAGCUCGUUUUGACCGCCGCUUCAUCGUACCCGACGGCGCUCAGGGUCCCGGGGACUACUCCCCCAUCAUCCCAUCCAUGCACUCCACCUCCAACAGCAACCUCGUCGACAAGCUACCUAUCAUGGGCGCCAGUAGACACACAACCACGAUGCGAUCCCCCCUUAUCCCGACGACCGCAACCCCCACUCCCACCCCUCCCCCCCAGUCCACCACGCCAUCCCCAUCCUCCUCGCAGUCGCGCCGCAACAUCGGCACCACCGCAUCCGCCUACCACACCGACUCGUCCAACACAGCCGUGCACACGAGCAGCAGCUUCGAGCGGAAGCAGCACUCCCUCUCCCCCACCCCCCUCCCCCUGCUCUUCCCACCUCAGCCCCAGCCCCAGCCCCAGUCCCAACCGCACCGACCCGCGCUCCGCACCCGCGGCCGCCGCGCCGUCAUGCUGCGCAUGCGCAUCAACAGCGAAGCCGACGCGUACGGGCCCGACUGCGGCGGCGGCGACGAAUCCGGGGACGCAAGGUCGACGUCGACGUCGCGGCUGCGCGCCCCGGACCCCGCACACCUGGGCCCGCCGAUCCUGCCCGCGCUGGACCUGGACCUGGAGCUGCUGAGCGCGACGCUGCUGGCGCCGUGGGCGCUGGAUAGCUGGGGUUUCCAGACGGCGACGUCCAGUCGGGGGUCGCGGAGCGGGUCGUUGAGGAGCGUGGGCGGGAACAGCAGUUGUAGUCAUUACAGUGGAAGCGGAAGUAACAGCAACAGCAGCAGCAGCAGCAGCAGCAGCAGCAGCAGCAGCAGUAGUAGUAGUACAAGUAAUAGUGUCAGUGGCAGCGAUGGGAACAGCGAAAGUGGAAGCAGGGAUAUAGGCAUAAGUGUUGGAAGCAGUGAGAGGAAUAGUAGCGAGAUGAGUAUUAGGAGCAGCAGUGGUCGAAGUUAUACUUCUAGUCGGCGAUCGAUGCGGGCGAGGACUCUGUAAGGUAUUCUGCCGACUGGACGACUAAGCUGGAGGAGGGAAGCAGUUGCGGAGGGAGAGAGAGGAAGAAAGAAAUAUAUUAUAUACUGGGAGCGAGAGAAGCAUUGUUUUGUUACCAAUAUCACCGGCGUCAAGGAGCUGCUAUAAUAAGGGAAAUACUGGUGGAGGAAAUGUUGUUGUAGUUGUUGUUGUAGUUGCAUAAAGACGAAUUAGAAGUUGUGUGCAUAUGUAUACUACUUAACAAUACGAUAUUUAAUGAUUAUACCUGAAUAGUUGGUUUCUAGACGAUGAGAUUAUCAAGUAAGGGUGAUGGUGUCUACCUCAGAUGCGACGAAGGAGGUUUAAUUCCCACUUGGGAUACUUAUAGGGGCCCAAUCAUUAGUUAUAAUUACUUCUGUUACUCCUCUCUUGUAUCUAAUUCUUAUCAACUGCAAAAAAGAUCACGUCCGAGUAAAGUGAGCUCAUCUCACAAUCGAACCCAAAGUCUCUCUUUUCUUCAUUCAUGAAAUACAAUGUUUGGGUAGCUACUCUGCAGUGGGCUGCUCCAUAAUGUCUUGCCCACCAAAAAU